UAUUUGUGCCAGGAGUCGUGGGUUGUACAAAACAUCUUCAACAUCACCAUAAACUUCAGAGAAACCGUUUUUCUCACAACAAAAGCAACUCUGUGCACAGCCUUCAGUUGGCUGCCUGGGAAAUGACUGUAGUCGACAACUGCCGGGUCAAUAUAGAUGUUCAUGUUAAUUUUCCAAGUUGGGGAAACAGCAUGCCUAUUGUUAGGGGAGAGAAACAUGUGAGAGAUUAGCGAUGAGCAACUUUACAAACAACUAACUGAAAGAAGCUUGAUUCAAUAUGAAGAGGGAAAACUGUGCAGUAUAGCUUCACUUACCAUUAGUUUAUUGCUUCUGCUACUCAGAGAAGCUGGAGAGGAGGGGAAAAUAGAUCUGGCUGAUAUUAUUUCAGGCUAGUUGGAAGGAGAGUAUUACACAAAAGGAUCUAGCCUGGAGAGAUCAGCCCAGCAAGUGAAUGUUAGAGAAGCAAUGUCUGCAAGAGAAAAAUGAAGACAGGACAUUUUGAAAUGGUCACCAUGCUGCUGGCAGCUAUGAGCCUAAUGGACAUCUUCCAGGUGAAGGCUGAAAUAUUAGACAUGGCAGAUAAUGCAUUUGAUGAUGAAUACCUGAAAUGCACUAACAGGAUGGAGAUCAAAUAUGUUCCCCACCUGCUUAAGGAGGAAAUAGCAAGCCAUCAGCUCUUGGAGACUGUGUGGGAAAAUGCAAAAGCCAAAUGGGAAGCUCAGAAGACUCAGCUCUUUCUUCCUAUGAACUUUAAGGAUAACCAUGGAAUAGCCCUUAUGGCAUACAUUUCUCAAGCUCAAGAGCAAACUCCCUUUUACCACAUGUUCAAUGAAGCUGUAAAGAUGGCUGGCCAAUCUCGAGAAGAUUAUAUCUAUAGUUUCCAGUUCAAAGCUUUUCAUUUUUACCUGACAAGAGCCCUGCAGUUGCUGAGAAGACCUUGUGAGGACACCUACAAAAAUGUGGUGUAUAGUAUAAGCCAGGGUACUUCAUUUUUAUUUGGAGGACUAAACCAAGCCAGGUUUGGGCGUUUCACCUUGGCAUAUCCAGCCAUACCUCAAGCUGUUAGUGACCCGCAUAGCCUGCUAACCAUCAACACAUGCUUUGGAGUUUCCAUUGAAAACUUUUUGGAUAAAGAAAGUGAAAGAAUUGUUUUAGUACCUCUGAAUGAGGUAUUUCAUGUGUCACAGGAAGGGGCUGGCAAUAGCCUUAUCCUUCAAAGCACGAACAAGACCUGCAGCCAUUAUGAGUGUGCAUUUCUAGGUGGACUAAAAACUGAAAAUUGUGUUGAGAACAUGGUAUAUUUUCAACCUGUUUAUGUCUACAGCCCUGAUGAGAAAAAUCAGAAGCUUGAAGACCCAGGUAAGACAUUUUCAUACACUCUGGAGGCUUACAUUUGCAAGACAGCUCCUCUUAGGGGUGGGAGUAGGUGGGACUGGCAUGGUAAGGAAAAGUGGCAAGAAGGCAGAGCCUUCCUUAACUUACUAGUUUAAUAUAUCAGAGAUGCUCCUGGGUUUCAGAGAGAAUUCUUUAAAAAACGACAGAGCAGCUCUAUGUCGCCCGUCAAACAACCCUUAAGUCAUUCCCGCAUAGCAGUUAGAGAAAGUGCAUGAAAACUUGUUCUAGAGAACAUAUUUUGCUUUAAGCUAGCUAUUACAUGGAUAGAGGAAGAUGGGACCAAUUAUUUCACAAACUCUUGUGGCCUAAAGUGUUGGGAAGUGGCAUACA
This is a messenger RNA of Trichechus manatus latirostris (Florida manatee), 1725 nucleotides long. It is a transcript of the gene ART3, whose product is annotated as ADP-ribosyltransferase 3 (inactive). Gene Ontology annotation, molecular function: NAD+ poly-ADP-ribosyltransferase activity; NAD+-protein-arginine ADP-ribosyltransferase activity. The transcript is spliced from 6 exons. The coding region runs from base 483 to 1490 and encodes 335 amino acids. The record is from RefSeq and is a predicted model, not a curated record. Lineage: Eukaryota; Metazoa; Chordata; Mammalia; Sirenia; Trichechidae.